Molecule: messenger RNA, 1242 nt
Organism: Arachis stenosperma
Lineage: Eukaryota; Viridiplantae; Streptophyta; Magnoliopsida; Fabales; Fabaceae
Product: protein FAR-RED IMPAIRED RESPONSE 1-like
Exons: 4
Coding region: 1-1242 (413 amino acids)
Biological process (GO): regulation of DNA-templated transcription
Molecular function (GO): zinc ion binding
Source: RefSeq, a predicted model, not a curated record
AUGCCAUUUGGGUCUUUCGUAGGUGUCAACCACCAUGGGAUAUCUACGCUUCUUGGAUGUGCAUUAUUGCGGAAUGAGGACACUCGUACAUUUGAAUGGCUUUUUCGUACUUGGUUGAAGUGCAUGGGUAAGGCCCCCAUAUGUGUUAUAACAGAUCAGUCGCUGCAGAUGCGUUCUGCAUUAGAGACCACAUUACCACACACAUGCCAUAGAUGGUGCAUAUGGCAUAUCCUAAACAAGAUACCAAACAAGCUGGUAGGUUACCGUCAUUUCGAUAAGCUUAUCACAUGCAUGAAGAGGAUUGUGCUUGAAUCAAAAUCUAAGGACUCAUUUGAGAGAGAUUGGCACGAUUUCAUUGAAGAGUAUGACCUCCACAAUUCUAGGUGGCUAAAUGAUAUGUUUGCUGACCGACACAUGUGGGUGCUAGUAUUUUUCAAGGACGAAUUCUGGGCUGGCAUGAGGAGCACACAGCAUAGUGAGAGCAUGCAUUCAGUUUUCGAUAAGUACUUAAAUAAUAAGAGCUCUUUGUUGCAAUUUGUUCGCCAAUACCAAAACUAUGUUAUAGACAAGGAGCAAAAGGAGGUUGAGUGUGACGCUGCUGAUUUAAGGGGUAUUAUCCCUUGUGUUUCUAGCUCACCAAUAGAGAAGCAGUUCCAGAGAGAAUAUACAAACUCCAUGUUUCGAGACGUUCAGGAUCAAUUUAUAAAAAAGGCCGAUUGUGACAUCUCCUCAGUCAACCAUCAUGGCACAAGUAUAGUUUGUGAAGUUGACCAACAAAAGAUGGUAUUUGACAUGUCAGUGUAUAGCAGAUACCAAGUCGUGUAUUGCUCGCAGUCAUCAGACGUUCAAUGUGAUUGCUUUAUGUUCCAAUCGAAUGGUAUUCUAUGCUGCCACAAUCUUGCUGUUCUCCUACAUUUUUGUGUGACAGCAGUGUCCUCACAAUACAUUCUAUCCCGAUGGAGUAAGAAUGAUUUUGUGGCGACUCUGGAGGUUGCUGCUAUAUUGCGUGAUGCCAUGGAUAGUGCUCGGCAGAAGCUCAAAGAACACAAGGAAUCAGAGCAUCAAGCUGCACAUGGACCUAAUGGUAAUGCACAACCAUCUCCUACCAAUGUGGCAUCUUCCUACAAAGAUACGCAAUGGGCUUGUUUAGAAAUGACAGAGAAUUUGGCUACGCAUUCUGGCUCCUUCAUAUCACUAUUGAAUUCAUUCCAUAACGUCGAACAAUUGUGUAUGUGUACCUAG